Kwoniella shivajii is the source of this 342-nucleotide messenger RNA. RefSeq lists its product as uncharacterized. The coding region runs from base 1 to 342 and encodes 113 amino acids. The transcript has 4 exons. NCBI's taxonomy places the organism in Eukaryota, Fungi, Basidiomycota, Tremellomycetes, Tremellales, Cryptococcaceae. The record is from RefSeq and is a predicted model, not a curated record. Gene Ontology annotation, molecular function: protein folding chaperone. Gene Ontology annotation, cellular component: endoplasmic reticulum membrane. Gene Ontology annotation, biological process: protein insertion into ER membrane.
AUGGUAUCAGCUCCAGUGUACGACAAAUCAGAUCCCAAAUCUGCUGAAAAAUUAUAUCCAUUCCAUUUACCUCUUUCUCCAGAAUGGUCAGAACAUAAAGAUCCUUAUGGUCAAACAGCAAUGACUGCCGCUGGUGCAGGCAUGUUCAUCAAACAACCCUUAAUCGUUUGGGGAGCUUUCAUCUUAUCGGUCAUUUCAUUCGUCAAUCAACAACCUUUGAGACAGGGUAAAGAUGCUACUUCACCUUUAUUGGUAUUAGGUAUGGCUUUUGCAGGUGUUAUGGCCAAUAUAAUGCCCAAAAUGAUGCUUCCACCUGCCGGUCAAACACCUCUUCCUGCAUGA